Molecule: messenger RNA, 4281 nt
Organism: Otolemur garnettii (small-eared galago)
Lineage: Eukaryota; Metazoa; Chordata; Mammalia; Primates; Galagidae
Gene: WBP1L
Product: WW domain binding protein 1 like
Exons: 4
Coding region: 271-1299 (342 amino acids)
Source: RefSeq, a predicted model, not a curated record
ACCUUUUUUUCCUCCUCUCAAAAUUUUGUCAUUUUCUUUAACACACAUGUCCAUUUCCAACCUUUGCCUAGUGUAUAAAGUGAAAGAUUAACUUAUGACUUUUGCCCUCAAUUUCUAGUGUAGAAUUUUUUUGAAAAUCCUACUCUUAUCUGAGAUUGCACAAAAGCUCAGAGAAACAUUGGAAAAUGAGGAGACCUUGUCAGCGUAUUUUCUUCUCCUUCAGCUCUCUGGGGCACAAGCUGUGUGUUCCCAUCCUGUGCCUGCCUGCCUAUGCCUGCCCUUAUGGAUAAGGAAGCCUGCGUGGGUACCAACAAUCAAAGCUACAUCUGUGACACAGGACACUGCUGUGGACAGUCUCAGUGCUGUAACUACUACUAUGAACUCUGGUGGUUCUGGCUGGUGUGGACCAUCAUCAUCAUCCUCAGUUGCUGCUGCGUCUGCCACCACCGUCGAGCCAAGCACCGUCUUCAGGCUCAGCAGCGGCAACAUGAAAUCAACCUGAUUGCCUACCGGGAAGCCCACAAUUACUCAGCGCUGCCAUUUUAUUUCAGGUUUUUGCCAAACUAUUUACUACCUCCUUAUGAGGAAGUGGUGAACCGACCUCCAACUCCUCCCCCACCAUACAGUGCCUUCCAGCUCCAGCAGCAGCAGCAGCAGCAGCUGCCUCCACAGUGUGGCCCUACAGGUGGCAGCCCCCCAGGCACUGAUCCCACCAUGGGUUCCUUAGGGGCACAGAGCAGCCCCUUGUCUGGACCCAGCAGAAGCAGCACAAGACCCCCAAGCAUUGCUGACCCUGAGCCCUCUGACCUGCCUGCCAACCAAGCAGCCACCAAAGCUCCUGGAAUGGAGUCCAGUGGUUCUGUGGCUGGUCUUGGGGAGCUGGACCCAGGGGCCUUCCUGGACAAAGAUUCAGAAUGUAAGGAGGAGCUGCUGAAGGAUUACAGCUCUGAGCAUGGCAGUGCACUCCCUGACAGCAAAGACAAGACCCCUGGGAGACAUCGCCGCUUUACAGGUGACUCGGGCAUUGAAGUGUGUGUGUGCAACCGAGGCCACCAUGAUGAUGACCUCAAAGAGUUCAACACACUGAUCGAUGAUGCUCUGGAUGGGCCCCUGGACUUCUGUGAUAGCUGCCACGUGCGGCCUCCCGGUGACGAGGAGGAAGGCUUCUGCCAGCCCUCCGAGGAUCAGGCUCGAGAACCUGGGCACCCCCAUCUGCCACGGCUGCCUACAUGCCUGCUGCUGAAUACCAUCAAUGAGCAGGACUCUGCAAACUCGCAGAGCAGCAGCUCCCCCAGCUAGAGCAGGCCCUGCCUAUUCCCAAGAAUUUGGCAAAGCAACCAGGGUUGGGGAGAACCACAAGAGAAGCAUUAAGUGACUUUCAGAGAAGGUGGUACAGCCACUUUGUCCUUUUUUAUUCCCCCCCCCCUGCAUUUUCCUACAUCUCCAGGUACAGUUCGGGGUGGAUGCCUCUUCCCCCACAAAAGCACAGUGUUGUGGAGGGCUGAGAAGUUGGCUCUGUAACUCAUUUUUCAUAACCCACUCCCACACCCUCUUUUUAAGUCAUAUCUCACCUUCCUGUUUGGGUCAGAUGUGUGUUUUAAAACCCCCAAGGAAGGAGGCUAAGACUGUGCCCUGAGAUAAUUCUUGGUAAUGGAGUGGAUUUAUGCUCUGAUUUUAGUUUGAAAGAACUUUGCUGUGUCUCAGUCCAGGAGAGGCAGCCCGUCUUGGCCUUGGGUGAAGAAGAAAGCCCACAGAGGCCCAGUAUUUGUGACCUGUGGCUGCCAAGGUCUGCAGAGCCAGAAUGAGGCUAAUAAGAUGUGGAACAGUGAGAGCUCAUGGGUAGUUGUAUGGUAGAUUGAUAGGGGGCUUGUUGAUCUCUCAGAUUCCAGGUGACAACAUAGAUGCACUUUGCGCAUCUUUGAGGGGCACCUUCCUAGCAGGCUCUGGCUGGCUGUAGGCUGGUUCAGGUAUAGAAAAUUAUUAUAUCUUCUCUUUGAUUUUUCUUUUAAAAACAACAAAAGAGAGCUGAAAACAAGAAUCUUAACAGUGAGCAUGUACGAAUUCUGGGAAAGGAAAGUUUGUGGCUCUUUCCCAAGUUGACCUUCAAAGAUCCUGGCUGCAGCAGCACCUAUGGCUCAAGGAGUAGGGCGCUGGCCCCAUAUGCUGUGGGUGGCGGGUUCAAGCCCAGCCCCAGCUAAAACUGUAAAAAAAAAGAUCCUGGCUGCAGUUGAACCAGAAGAGAAGUAUUUUGUGUGAAGGCUUAGAUGGGGGCUAUCUUUGGGAUGUCUAUGAGCAGGACGCCCCAGGGACAGUGGGGAAAGGUACAGCUUUCUGCAUCUUUGCCUUCCAAUCUGUGCCCACAGGUGCCCGGCACCAGCAAAGCAUAUGCUCUGCUGGCCUUUGUGUCUCACUGUUCCAUGUAAACAAAUGGACUGAGGAAGCUGUGGGUCCCAAGGAAGGGCAACCCCAUAGCCUGGCUCUCUCACACAGUAUUUUGCCUUUGAUUUUGAAUAAUUUUUCUUUUUCUUUUGUGGUGGUGGUGGUUAUUUGUUUUAAACUGACCACUUGGAAGAAAUACCUGAGUUAUCUGUGGUUUUCAUGCCUUGUCCCUACCACUUCUGAGUGGGGCAACUCAUUUUUCUGUAGCCAAUGUAGAGUGUAAGUGACCUGGGUAGGAGGAUGAAUGCAGCUGUCCAGAAGGCCUGCAGGAUCCUUAUGACUGUUGUUUGGCUUUAGGUAACCAGUUGAGCUUUGAUAGGAAUAAUCUAAAUGGAGAAAGCAAACAGCCGAAACUAACAUUCCCCAUUCAGCCCUAUUCAUAUGAAGAGUUUGGUUCUUCCCCCACUCUUAAAUGAUGAUAUUCAGACCAGGUAUUGAUAUAUGGUAAGAAAGGAAGAAAAAAGAAAUAUAUAUAUAUAUAUCCAAAAACAGACAAAUCAAAGGCUGUGAGACGAACAAGUGUCUGCAUUUAGAUUCCCCAAAACCAAAAUCCAUGUUGAACAAAGUGAAGUCCAUACACAGUGACUUUUUGGGUGACCCAUGUAUGUGUGUGUCUGUUGUGUGUGAGCCCCAAGCCCUGUUUUCCUGUGAAGAUACUUUGAGUGGCAGCCAUUCUGUUCACGUGAACCACACGUCUGGAGCACAGAUGGCCCUCUCAAGGUAGUUUAUUUUACACAUUUACUGUUUACUGAACAAAUGUCUGACUGCGUACUCGGGUGUAUUCAGUAGCAUUGUCAACGGCAGUCCCCCUUUGUUUGCCAGAGAUACUGUGCUCAAAGUAGAGGUUUUACUCUGCUCAUCACUGCAAUUUGCACAUUGCUCCAUGGACACUCAGAGGCCUGUGUUCCCUACAAAUGGAAACGUGCUCUGAACCUGUCUGCCUCCCUCUGCUGCUCCUGCCCCUCGGUAUCAGCUUAUGGGGAUGUCCACAACCACUUGGGACAGAAGGCAAAAGUAGAAUUUCAUACAGAAGCUUGAUUGGAUCUUCAGUGACAAGCUUACACUACCUGUGGCCCAGACAUCAGCCCUGCCCAGAAUUGCCAGGAGGAGGUUUUGGCAGACACCACAGGCACCGCAGGACCUACCUCCCUCUGCUGAAUCCAGAUGACACAAGCAAGCUGGUGUGUGGUCAGAGCUAGCCAGAGUGUGUCAGCAGUCCUCAGAUGCCUUUCCUUCCAGCUUUUUAAAAGAAAAUCCAAAUAACUCACUGAAGUGUCUCAAAGAAGAACAAGUUUUACCAAAAUGAAUCCUUCUUCAGUUAACUAUCAAAUGGGUGAACUCUGACCCUCUCAAGUUUCUUUCCCCAGUUAAAGUGGGGAACCAGCCUGAGUUUAACCAUUGGAUUUACUGCAGCAUCCUACCCUGAAGGCAUGAGGAGAUGAAAAUGCAAGCUGCAGGGCUGGCCUCUAUUCCUGAAGGCAGUCUGGCUCUGCCAGAAGAGGCUACCCUGCUCAAAAAGAUGGGAAUAGGAUGGAAGGAAUAGUUAAGGGGCCAAGGAGAUUUGCUGGAGUCUGGUUUUCCAGGUGAAUGAGAAGGAAGGGAUUGGUUGAGGGUUUGGUGCUACAGUCAGAAGAUUUGCAAAUGCUAACACAUUCCUGUGUGAGGCACAUCACCAUUUGUCAGUUAUUGUGAAUAUGUGUAUUUUAAGCAAUAAGAUUCAGCUGGUCAGACUUUUCUGGGCAGUCCCAGUGACGCAUUUCCUGUGCUGUGAUUGUUCUGAAGACAGAGUGGCUCUAACCACUGUGAGAAGCCCAAAUAAAAAUUGAUCCAAAAAUUCCUGAA